AAGCGGUAUAUACGCAAUGAAAACUCAUUACACCACAAGUGCAUUUUUCUUGGCCCCAGCGAGGCCAAGAAUGAUCGAAACUUUCCAUCCACCGCUUCGAAGGAACUUUUCCAUGAGCCCCAAUUCUCUUUGUACAACAAAUCAAAUGAAGGCAUAGCGGAAAAUCACCACAUUAUUGACCUUUACUGUACAAACAGGGUUACGUCAAUAUUUCACGUAUAGGAACUGUGUUGAAAAUUCCCUUCUUUCCAAGUGCUGCCACCUAUAUUAUACAAUCCGGUUAGGAUCAUGGCUGAGGUAGGGCAGUUAGAAGAUGCGGCUUUAAAACGUAAAGAGCGUCUCCGUCGAAUGCGUCAGAGAGCUGAGGGAGAUGGGGAAGGUUUGGAAGCUCCUGACGCCAAACGAUCAGCAGGAAACGAAAAUGAAAUGCUUCCAAAGCCAGUAUUUAGGAGUUACAAGCCUCAGGAUGAGAAUCUGAAAGAAAAUGCACUUCCCCAAAUGAUACCCUCAAAAGUUGAAGAACAUGUCAAAGACCACCUAGAAGCUGCCAAACCUGAGCCUGUAGUGGAUGAAAUAGAUCUGACGAACCUAGCUCCAAGAAAGCCAGACUGGGAUUUGAAGCGAGAUGUGGCAAAGAAGCUGGAGAAGCUGGAAAGGCGAACCCAGAGAGCAAUUGCAGAGUUGAUCCGAGACCGUUUACAAGCAGGAAAAGAAGACUUGGCCACCGCAGUGAAUGCUAGCGCUGAAGUCAUGCAGAAAGUGGGCGAUGACGCAGAUGAUGAUGAUGAUGAAGAGAACUGAAACAAUAAGCUUAAUUGUUUUUGGUUGAAAACAAGGGUUUUCCCAGAACAAUCCAGCUGGAAUUUCCAAGGCCACCAGCAUCACCAGAUGGCCUUUCUUUCCAAAGACGGCUGGACUGCUUGACAAAUUUUUGGAAAUAUGAAAUAGGCAUACUUGGAAUCCCUGAAAAUUUGUAGGAAAUUACAGGUGGUAAUUUUGGACGGCCAAAUCCUGGAAAAAAACCUGGUUGAAAAUGGCUGCAACUGAAGCAGUACAUCAU
Molecule: messenger RNA, 1060 nt
Organism: Lingula anatina
Lineage: Eukaryota; Metazoa; Brachiopoda; Lingulata; Lingulida; Lingulidae
Product: coiled-coil domain-containing protein 12
Cellular component (GO): U2-type spliceosomal complex; post-mRNA release spliceosomal complex
Source: RefSeq, a predicted model, not a curated record